UGCUAAUAUUACGAGUGAGGAGACGUCGCGUCAACCGAAAGUUCGAGAGCUGCGACACCGCGCUCAGAGUACGUUGUUCGUCGUUGGAAACGAGUUCAAGGACGCACCGGAGAGUGCGGUGUUGGAGGAGGCUUCUGGUGAGAGUUCGGACGUUGAGAUGGAGACGCAGGCCGAGGAAUUGAUGGAAGGGAUGGCGGAGUGGAGCGCUCUGUUGUCGGAAACGUUGUUAGGAUACAUUUGGCUGUGUCUGUUCCAUGGACUCGCACCCAUGGUCUGGUUCUAUCCACUAAACGAACUCGACAUCACCGGAUACGAACUAUUCAUUGUUCUAUUGCUGUCGCCACUCCUCCUCGUCAUUCCUCCCGUUAGAUACUUUGCUACAUCGACGGUCGGACUAAGUAUACUUCGUGCCGUAUCAGUGCUGUGUUUGGCAUCGUUUCAAGCUCAGACGACACUCAUGAGGCUCAUAGUUCUGUCCGUUGGUUGUGCAGCAGCUAACAUUGCCAUGUUUGGGAUCUACUAUGGAGGAUGCAGAUCGAGGAGACGUCACACUUCAGUUUGGGGAUUUCUUCUUGCUCACAUUCUCCUUUUGUCUCUUCGCAUCUGGUGGGUCUCACUAAACGCAGUCUGGACAGACAAGAACGUCAACUCUCUCGUCCUCGUCCUUGGAUUGCUCUCCGUUGUAGAAUUUCUCUACUCAAAUGAGGAACUGAAAACAACCAAGCAACAACGCAGAGAGUCAACAGUCGCAAUGGAAUCGUCGUCUUGGCCCCUGGUGGGAAUCGGCGCCGGCUCGUUGUUGUUCCUGACUCACUGGGUGUACAGUGAGGUAUCAGUUGUGUUUCGAUGGGCCGUUUCCGGUCACCCAGACACGGGACUUGAACCAAACCCGUGGGGAGUGACUGUCCUUAUCGGCUCGGCAGUAGGCGUUUGUGUUGUCUCAUCGACGCGGUUGCCUACGUCCGUCGUCUGGUGGUGUGUCAGUCUCGUCGGCGGUUUAAAUCUUUGCUACUCUUCCGUGUAUCUUGCAGCUGCCGGUGGGAUCGCCCUGUCUGUGUACACGUUCUCAGUGUGGCCGGCGAUGAUUAAACUGUUGAUGUCAAGUCCCGGGAUUCGGACACUCGUGUUGACAUUUUUUGUCUAUAUUGUGCAUGUAUUGGCCGCUAUCUGGGUAGUCGCUUACAACUUCGUUCCGAUUGGUGGAGCAAUAGCGAGGGAACAGACUGGACCGUUGAUGGUCGUUGUUAUGCUUGGCAUCGGGUUUCCUCUUGUUCUCCAACGAAAGGAACACGAUGAUGUAAUGCAGAGAAAGAGGAGCAGACAGGAAAGUUGUAAGACCAAGUCUUUUCCUCAUGGAACCAAAACAGUUGUGAUCGUGUUUGUUGUAUUUGGGUUGGUAGCAAUGGGCGCUCGGUAUCACCACAGAAACUACGUCAAUGCUGUUUCUGAUCAUCCGGACGAAUUUACCUCGAUGAUAUGGACGAUUCACUUUGCGUACGACAACUACGGUUGGCCAAGUCUCGAACGGAUGGCAACACUGAUUAACAACUCAGGAGCUGACGUCAUUGGACUACUUGAAACCGAUGCCUCUCGUCCGUUUCUUGGGAAUCGUGACCUCACCAUGUGGCUCGAAGAACGAUUGGGUUUCUAUGCUGAUUUUGGUCCUGCAACAAGGACUCAUACAUGGGGAGCUAUGUUACUGUCAAAGCAUCCGAUCAUCUCUUCAAAUCAUCAUCUUCUUCCAUCUCCUGAGGGUGAGCUUGCGCCUGCGAUUAGUGCAACUGUCAAUGUCAGUGGCAAGCUGGUCGACUUCGUUGUUGUCCAUAUGGGCAACGAUAGGGAUGAUCUGGAUCGGCGGCUACAGGCUCAAGAGUUGGCCAACAUACUAAGAGACUUUCAAAAUCCUGCCGUGUUCUUGGGGUAUGUGACAUCGGCGCCCGGCAGCCGCGACUACAAGAAACUUAUCUCUGAUGGCGGCGUUAAGGACAUUGAUGAGACGGACAUGGAUCGUUGGUGUCAAUAUAUUUUCUAUAAGAACCUCAUUAGAUUGGGUUAUGCUCGGAUUUCUCAUAGUGGGUUAAGUGAUACUGAAGCUCAGUUAGCCAAGUUCAGAUUUACUAAAUCGCCGGAUGAUGCUGACCAUGGUAGAAUUACAGUUUAUCCGGAAGACGUCCCUGAACAUCUACACUUCCCAUCCAAGUUCGGUUCCUAUUACGAACAAUCAUACAAACGGUGGGACAAGCAUCACUACCAAGACAGAACGCCCAAAUACUUUCUUCCCUAAUAGACUUCAAUUCUCUUUACUACGUAAACAGCAAUCGUAAACUGUGAUCAAC
Molecule: messenger RNA, 2336 nt
Organism: Corticium candelabrum
Lineage: Eukaryota; Metazoa; Porifera; Homoscleromorpha; Homosclerophorida; Plakinidae
Product: PGAP2-interacting protein-like
Exons: 14
Coding region: 158-2284 (708 amino acids)
Biological process (GO): GPI anchor biosynthetic process
Cellular component (GO): endoplasmic reticulum
Molecular function (GO): catalytic activity
Source: RefSeq, a predicted model, not a curated record